Medicago truncatula (barrel medic) is the source of this 1572-nucleotide messenger RNA. Its product is annotated as ATP-dependent DNA helicase PIF1-like. Lineage: Eukaryota; Viridiplantae; Streptophyta; Magnoliopsida; Fabales; Fabaceae. The record is from RefSeq and is a predicted model, not a curated record. Gene Ontology annotation, biological process: DNA repair; telomere maintenance. Bases 67 to 1200 code for a protein of 377 amino acids. Gene Ontology annotation, molecular function: DNA helicase activity. The transcript is spliced from 2 exons.
GUACCUGCCUUUGAGAACUCCAGCUGUAAUAUAGAUGGUACAAGUGAACUUGCACAACUUUUAAAGAUGACCAAAUUGAUCAUAUGGGACGAGGCUCCCAUGGCUCAUAGGUUUUGCUUUGAAGCUCUAGAUAGAACUCUCAGAGACAUUAUGUCCUCAGAUAAAAUUUUUGGUGGAAAAGUUGUGGUAUUUGGAGGUGACUGCCGACAAAUAUUACCGGUUAUACCCAGAGCCAAUCGCUCAGACAUAAUUAAUGCUACAAUAAAUUCCUCCUACAUAUGGGAUUCAUGUGAAGUUCUUACUCUGACCAAAAAUAUGCGUCUUCAACAGAAUGCAAUGUCAUCAGAUAAUCAGGAAUUGAAAAACUUCUCUGAUUGGCUCUUGAAAGUUGGCGAAGGAAAGCUAUCCGAGCCAAAUGAUGGAAUUGUGGAAAUUGAUAUACCAGCCGAGUUUUUAAUACAUGAUUUUGAUAAUCCAAUACAGGCUAUAUUCCAGAGUACAUAUCCAGAUUUCUUGAAUUACUACAAUGAUCCUCAAUACUUACAAUCAAGAGCAAUUCUGGCUUCAACAAUAGAAUGUGUUGAAGAAAUAAAUGACUACAUACUCUCAUUGAUUCCAGGAGAAGAACAAGAAUACUUAAGUUCUGAUGAGAUUGACAGGUCAGAGAUCAAUGAUGAAUGUCAAUCAUUUGAUAUCUUAACACCAGAAUUUUUAAAUUCCCUGAGAUGCUCAGGUCUGCCUGGUCAUAAACUUAAGUUGAAAGUAGGAACUCCUAUCAUGCUUAUGAGAAAUAUUGACCAAUCAAUGGGAUUAUGCAAUGGUACUAGACUUAUUAUUACUAGAAUGGCCAACCAUGUUCUUGAAGCGAAAAUCAUGUCAGGUACAAAUAUAGGAAGCAUGACUUACAUUCCAAGAAUGGAUAUGUCUCCUUCCCAAUCCCCAUGGCCAUUUAAGCUUACCAGAAGACAAUUUCCUAUUAUAGUUUCUUAUGCCAUGACUAUCAAUAAAUCUCAAGGUCAAUCACUAGACAGUGUAGGUUUAUAUCUUCCAACAUCCGUAUUUAGUCACGGUCAAUUGUAUGUUGCUAUGUCGAGGGUAAAGAGUAAGGCUGGAUUAAAGAUAUUAAUUCAUGACAAGGACAAAAUCCCACUGUCAACUACCAUGAAUGUAGUCUACAAGGAAGUUUUUGAAAAUCUAUGAUGUAAGUUAACUCAUUCCUACAAUUUCGUUUUAAAUUUAUGAUGCACUGAUUUUAUCUACCUAUGAUCAUAAACUACACUUACUUAUCUUCUUCCUUUUUAAAUUUAGGUGCACAAGAGAUUAAUGGACUCACAUAGCAACAACGUAGAAGUUGACUUCAUUUCUUUUUUUGGUUGGACCUGAUAUAGGUGCAUAAUGGAUUAAUGGAUUCACAUAGUAACAACAUCCAAGUUCAAUUGAACUUUUCCACAGUUAUCAUUUAACUUGGACAUUGUUGCUAUUUUGAUUGAGGAAACAUUAAUUCAGUUUACUAUGUGUAACUAAUGACAUAUAUUAUUAUCUUAUAAGUGCAACUAUAAAGUUUAUAUUUAA